AUCCGACAUGUCACAUGACUGGUUACAUUAAUACUUUGUUUGGUGGAGAUAUAAACUUGCCAACAAACUUCAAGUUGAUAUUUAUUUGAUUCUGUUUAGCUGAAUAUUACGUGUUGUAGACAUUGGACAAUAGGUAGAUUGGUGUGUUUUGUGUGUGUUUAAAGUCAUUGACCUAGAUACCUUAUUAUUUGAGUUAAAUCAAAGAUAUAGUGAACAAAAGCUUAAGUGGUCAACAAAAUGGCGACUUUUUCGCAAACCACCAUUAAAAAAGGAUCUGACAUUGUCCAAGACUUCUUGUGUUCGACCUGCGAAGACGAGAAACGGCAAGAAUUGGCUGAUUUCUAUUGCGAAUCUUGCGUGAAGUUUUACUGCCAAACAUGUUUCCACUUGCACGGCCAGCUGUUUAAGAAACAUUCCCCACAUGGAAGGAGUGAUAUGAAGAAAUGGCCUAUUGCCAAGAAGGUGGAAGAUUUUCUUUUUAAAUGUGAUGUUCAUAAGGAAGAAAACUUGUCAAUGUUUUGCAAAGACCAUAGCCUGCUGUGCUGCAAUAAUUGUGCUUUCCUUAAUCACAGGCAAUGCAAAAUGGUGGUGCUGCUAUCAGACUUGGUAAAAAAUACCUCCACAGACCUAAAACAAGUAUCAAUUACUAUCCAAACUACUCUGGCAGAACUGAAGAAGCUUCAAGAAAGUCAGGAGGCUGCCAUGAAGUCUGUGCAAAUUUCAUAUGAUGAGCAGUUACAGAAGAUACAGGAAACUCGGCGAAAAAUUCUUGCAGCCUUAGACAUGCUUGAAAAGAAGACACUGCAGGAAAUGAAAGAUGCACUGACCAAACUGCAAGCCUCUCUAAAAAGUGAUGUUGACAAAUUUUCCACUCUUCGAGAUGAAUUAAAACAAUUUGGAGAUGCCAUACAGGACAUACAUGAUAAAGGCAAGCAGGAACUAUCUCUUAUAGCCAGUAUUAAAUGUCAGGACAAAAUACAGCAGUUUAAAAUGGAGAACUUUGUUCAAUUGAAAUCGUCAAUAAUUUUCAAGCCUAAUAGGGAAAUCGUUCAUUACCUUUCCAAGUUGUCAGGUAUUGGAAUGAUUGAACUCUGUACCGUGACAGACCUAAAAAUAAAGAUUAACGGAAAGUCUGAGUAUGAUGUACUUUUAAAAAAAGAGUCAAAAUGCAGUAUCAGAGGCAUAUAUGUUCUACCUAGUGGACAGGUCCUGGUUGUAGACACCGAUAAUCAUUGUGUCAAGCUGUUAAACCAGCAGUACCAGAUGGUGAGUCACUGUAGUGUACCUGGUGAGCCAACGUGCAUAUGUCAGUUCACACCCAGUGAAGUUGGUGUUACUGUCAAUUCAGACGGGUUCUGCAGUUUAGACUCAAAGGUCCAGUUUAUCAAAGUCAACAACAACCAGCUGGUGAAGGACAGAGAGCUCAAGUUUAAACAUUACUGUUAUGGUAUUGCCUAUGACAAGGGAGACCUGUUUUUAACCUCUGGUAGUGCACUGUACAAGUACUCGCUGGAUGGUAAACUAGUCAGCAAACUGCACGAUGAUGAUACCCCAAUUGAAUUGACAAGUAAAUGGACAGUAGCGUACUGUGCAUUGAGCCCGAGAGGUGACAAGUUGUAUAUCACAAACUCCACAUGUAACCAGCUCCUUACCCUUACCAGGGAUGGAUCAGUCCUUUCCAUCUUCAAUGACCCUGAAUUAGCAUGGCCUAUGUGUGUACAUGUGACACCUAAAGGCCAGGUACUGGUAUGUGGAACGAAAUCCAACACUAUCCUACAAAUUGACAGUACGGGAAAGCAUAAGCUGUCCACUCUGGCUACACGGAGGGAUGGGCUUCAGGGUCCAAAUUCAGUGUUCUAUAGCAGCAACACUGACUCCAUAAUUGUGGGACAGGAUGGUGGCAAGAUCCUUGUGUAUUCAGUUGGAGACGUGAACUACCCUUUCUGCCUGCAGUCUGUCUCUAAGCCCCUGACCUAUGCCAUGGCUCUCAAUGACCUCUCGCCGGAAAUAGUGCACGAGUUUGUCGGGCAGGAGCCCAGCGGAGUGACCUUUAACAGCCUGUCACUGGACUACAGAAAUAAACCUCACAAUCCUAUGAUCAACGCAGGAGCCAUUGCAAUCUGUUCUCUCUUAAAGCAGGGCGUCAACUUGGCCGACCGAUUUGAUUAUUGUUUUCCUGAAGGCACCAAUUUAAUGGAAGUAUUAGACUUCUAUUUCCAGCUUUGCUCACUUGAAGUCACCUGCGAGUCAGGCUCGGUAAUUGCAGCAGCGCUAGCCAAUGGUGGAGUGUGUCCUAUAACAGGUGACAAGAUAUUUUCAGCAUCCUCAGUCCGUGACACACUUUCGCUGAUGCUGUCUUGCGGGCUAUACGACUACUCUGGGGAAUUUGCAUUUAAGGUGGGUCUACCAGCCAAAUCCGGGGUCUCGGGUGUGAUCCUUAUCGUGGUUCCCAACAAGAUGGGCUUCUGUGUGUGGAGUCCGGCCCUCGACGUCUGGGGAAACAGUGUGCGUGGGGUCCAGUUUGCAAAGGACCUUGUUGCUAAGUUUAACUUCCACCACUAUGACAAUCUGAGAUUCACGCCAAAGAAGAUCGACCCCUGUGUGAAACAGAUUGAGUCUCGAGCUACGGACAUCGUCGGUCUACUCUUUAGCGCGUACAAUAACGAUGUAUCGGCACUCAAAAGGUACGCUCUAGGUGAUCUCAACAUGGAGCAGGCCGACUACGACGGUAGGACUGCGCUGCACAUCGGCGCAGCAGAGGGCCACGAGGCAGUCAUUAAGUUUCUGAUACACAAAUGCAAGUGCAACCCAAAAGUUACAGACAGAUGGGGAUUCACGCCAUAUGACGAUGCUGUAAGGUUUGGGCACAUGAGAGUAGCUCACAUUCUUAAGGAGGCAAUGGACAAUUUCAAUCCCGAUGAGAAGAUCGACCGCAGGUUGCAAGCCAUCGACAGUGUCACGUACAGCGAAAUUGCCUUCCAAAACAAUCGAGGUACCGGUAAUAUAAGUGGUGCUGCAGCUACUGACGAAGGAGUUGUGUACAAUAUUGACAAUCCUUACCCCGAGUUAGCAAAAGCGAAAGAUGACGAAAAUUCACCUAAAAAAUUGUAA
Dreissena polymorpha is the source of this 3111-nucleotide messenger RNA. RefSeq lists its product as uncharacterized. Gene Ontology annotation, biological process: L-glutamine catabolic process. Gene Ontology annotation, molecular function: glutaminase activity; zinc ion binding; protein binding. NCBI's taxonomy places the organism in Eukaryota, Metazoa, Mollusca, Bivalvia, Myida, Dreissenidae. The record is from RefSeq and is a predicted model, not a curated record. The transcript is spliced from 11 exons. Bases 238 to 3111 code for a protein of 957 amino acids.